AUGGCGGGGCCGGAGGCGGCUCUGUGGGCAGGGCCAGGGCUAGGGCUGUGCGCGGGGCUAGAGCUGUGGGCGGGGCCGGGGCUGAGCGUGGGGCUGCAGCGGAGCAGCGCCGUGGCUGCAGCGCUGCGUCUGGGGCUGCUCUUGGGGCUCCUCGGGGACCCGAGGGUCGCGACCAAAGUUCCCCACUCCCUGCGUUACCUGACUGUGGCAGUGUCAGAGCCCAUCCCGGGGGUCCCCCAGUUCAUGAUCACUGGGUUCGUGGAUGAGAUCCCCUUCACGCGCUACGACAGCGAGUGGGGCUGGGCGGAGCUGCUGACGCAGUGGAUAAAGGAUGGAGAAGGGCCGGAAUAUUGGGAGGAGCAGACCCAGAUUGCUGUGGAGAACGAGCACGUGGCUGCCAGGAACCUGGAGACACUGCGGGAGCGGUACAACCAGAGCAGGGGUCUCCACACAUACAGUGGCUGUGACCUCCUGUCCGACGGGAGGGUCCGUGGAUCCUUCUGGGAGGGCUACAACGGGCGGGAUUUCAUCUCCUUUGACCUGGGAUCUGGGAGAUUCGUGGCGGCCGACAGCGCUGCAGAGAUCACCAGGAGGCGCUGGGAACAGGAAGGGACCGUGGCUGAGGGCUGGAUGAAUUACCUGGGUCACGUCUGCCCGGAAUGGCUCCAGAAAUACGUUGGAUAUGGGCAGAAGGAGCUGGAGCACAAAGAGCCCCCUGAUGUCCAUGUGUCCGGAAAAGAGGAACACGGGACGCUGAUCCUCUCCUGCCACGCGUACGGAUUCUAUCCCAGCACCAUCGUAGUCAGCUGGAUGAAGGGGAAUGAUACCUUGGAUCAGGGGCCGGAGUGGGGCGGGAUCGUUCCCAACAGCGACGGCACCUUCCACACCUGGGCCAGGAUCGAGGCGCUGCCGGAGAAGUGGGAACAGUACCGGUGCAGGGUGGAGCAUCCUGGAAUGCUGGAGCCUGGGAUCUUCGCUUGGGAGCCAACAUCUGGUGGGAAUCUCUCCGUGUUGGUCACUGUGUCCGUCAUCGCUGCCAUCCUCAUCCUCAUCGUCCUCAUCGGAUUCGGAGUCUGGAGGCUCCAGUCUGGGAGGAGGGACGGGAAAGGAUACAACCCGGCAGCUGGAAAGAACGUGGGAACCAAUGGCCUGAGCACAGGUAGGGAGCAGGAUCGAGGUGGGAUUCCAGAGGAAAAUUGGGGCAGAAUGGAUGGACUGGGAUCAGGGAGGGAUUCUGAAUCAGAGCGGGGUCCAGAGUGGGAUCAGGUGGAAUUGUAGAGUGGGACUGGGGCU
Messenger RNA from Onychostruthus taczanowskii (white-rumped snowfinch), 1293 nucleotides. Its product is annotated as class I histocompatibility antigen, F10 alpha chain-like. NCBI's taxonomy places the organism in Eukaryota, Metazoa, Chordata, Aves, Passeriformes, Passeridae. Gene Ontology annotation, biological process: immune response. The record is from RefSeq and is a predicted model, not a curated record. Gene Ontology annotation, cellular component: external side of plasma membrane.